Molecule: messenger RNA, 3333 nt
Organism: Anolis sagrei ordinatus
Lineage: Eukaryota; Metazoa; Chordata; Lepidosauria; Squamata; Anolidae
Gene: DLK2
Product: delta like non-canonical Notch ligand 2
Molecular function (GO): Notch binding; calcium ion binding
Source: RefSeq, a predicted model, not a curated record
UCGGCUCCUCUGCUCGUGCCGCGCGGCAAGCCAGGCUGCGCGAGGAGGAGGCGGAGGAGGAGGCGGAAUGUCCCAGGGAGGGAGCGGGGAUGUGUAGCCACACGCCGCCCCUGGCAGCCGGCCUGAGCAUGCACCCAGGAGGAGGAGGAGGAGGAGAGGUUCGCGCAGGCAGCUCGGCCGCGGCGGCGCCUCCCGAACCCCGCCGCGCCGCGGAGCCCCCUCUCCGCCCAUGCCCGCGCUAGUCCCGCGCCGCCGGCCGGGCCACUCCAAGGGGACACCCCCGGGGCGCAGAAAGGAACCGUCCCCGCGAACGCCGAGGUGACUCUCUCGGUGGGGCCACACUGACCAUGCUCAGGAGCUUUUGUCUUCAGCUCAUGUCCUUGCUUUGGAUCCUGGUGGCCCAUCACCAUUUUGCUCAAGGUGAUGACUGUAGUGACCAUUGUAAUUUGGCUCAUGGCAGCUGUGAAAAAGAUGGCAAAUGCAGAUGUGACCCAGGCUGGGAUGGGGUAUCUUGUGAGCAGUGUGUGAGGAUGCUGGGCUGUAUCCAUGGAACAUGCCACCAACCCUGGCAAUGUAUCUGUCAAAAUGGCUGGGCUGGCAAGUUCUGUGACAAAGAUGUGCACAUUUGUGAGCACCAGCCUCCAUGUCAGAACGGAGCCCAGUGCAUCUACGAUCGUGAUGGGGAAUAUUCAUGCCUGUGUCUUGAAGGAUUCCAUGGGAAGGACUGCGAGCUGAAGACAGGGCCAUGUGAGAAGUCAGGGUUUCCGUGCAAGAAUGGUGGGCUGUGCCAGGAUAAGAAUGGCUUUGCUAGCAACUACACCUGCAAGUGCCUUGCCGGAUUCACUGGUGUGCAUUGCGAGAUUGAUGUGGAUGACUGCCUGAUGCAGCCCUGUGCCAAUGGUGCCACCUGCCUCGAUGGCAUGAACCGUUUCUCCUGCCAAUGCCAGGCUGGCUUUGAAGGCCGUUUCUGCACUAUCAACAUUGAUGACUGUGCCAACCAGCCUUGCAGAAAUGGGGCCAAGUGUUACGACCGCAUCAAUGAUUUUGAUUGCUUAUGCCCUGAGGGCUUUGUUGGCAAGACCUGUGAGCUCCCUGCACCAGAACCAACAUGGGUCACUGCAUUUGAGCCUGGUGACAAGGACCACGAUAAUGCUGUGACCAGCAUUGACCUUUGGACAGCCCAGUCUGAUCCUGCAAGGACUGUAGUUACUGGGAAAAGAAUCACUAACUACAGUGAGAAAUCAAAUGGGGGAGGGCUCCUCAUCUCUGUGAAAGAGGUGGUGACCCAGCAGGACUCAGGGCUGAGCCAGUCGCAGCUCAUUUUACUGCUGGUGUUUGGCCUGCUCACUAUGCUUUUGGUCUUUGUAACUGUCUUGAUGGUUCUGCUCAAGAACUGGCAGAGAGGGAAUCAGAGGUGCCAGAGCCCAUCCCAGUCUGCAAGGAAACUUCAGGACCAAGAGUGUCAAGUGGGAAUGUUAAGUACAGUCUUGGUAGAACCCAGGAAAACAACAGAGCUGUAAGGCUUCCCAGGCUGGAGCCUGGUGGAUCUAUAUACACUCACCAAUGAUUCAAUGAGCUGUAUCCUGGGGGCUGUUCCAGGUUGUGCAUCUUGAGAGCUUUGAAGAACUUAAUGUUGUGAAACAGUGGCAAAGAAGAUGUCCACAAGGUGGUAAACCCCUGUCUGAAAACAGAGAUUUCAGAGGUAUGCAGCUUAAGCCCCUGGCAUAUGAUAUCACAUUACCAAGGCAGCCAAGGCAUUAACUGGGUUCGGAGAAUGGCCCAGUGCUGGAAACCGUAUGCAAGCAAAAUGGAUGGAGACCAUCCCACGUGCACUUAAAAGGAGUUGCUAGAACAUGGCCAGGUGUGCCAUAACAGGAUGUAAGGGGUGAACUUUGAUUAGACCCUCAGACAUCUGGUUGGUUCCUCUUGGUCAGAGUCAUUGGAGGUGUCAUGUGGCCUGACAACUCAAGGGAUCUUAGAAACUUCUCCGUAUAUGUCUCAUUGUUAGAGUUCUGGCACAGACAUCAUAGGAUUUCCCAUUCUGCCUAGAAGCCUUUGGUGUUUUUGAAUCACCAUAAGCUUAACUGAGGGCCUAAUGUUUCCACUAGCCAGUCUGCAGAUUAUACUGGUGAAUCAGGACCAUGUCUCGCCUGUUCUGUCCUUUCUUCUUCUGGCUGAAAAUGUUUUGAACUGUGUGUCCUUUCUGUUCUUUACCAACCUAACACCUCAUUUAUUCAGUUAUGAUAUCAGUCGAGAAGGGGCAAAAAUAUAUACAGGCCCAAUGCCCUUUCUCCGUUUAAGAUAACUGGUGUGUCUUUCCACUUGCCAGAAAGGAAAUGCAUGUGUUAUAUGAAGUUGGAAAUUGAAGUCUGGUUUAAUGAGUAGCAAUCCCAGUUCUAAAAAAACUUUGCUGAGAGAUCAGAUUUUGGAGUGACCCCAAAACAACCAUGAUAGCACUUACCAGUCCAACUGAAAUGAUGGUGUGGGGUGUUUGCUGGCUCCAGAACCUGUGAUCACUUUAGUGGAGACAAAAUACAUAUAUAUGCAAAGUUAUAUUGAAAUUCUGAGACAAAACAUGGUUUCAAAAUGCCACUUCAAAAAACUUCCUUGUGUUGCACUGUUACAUGUAUUUGCAGUCAUUUGUUCACCCAACUUUUCCAGAACACUGAAAGCUGCUUUAUACCAAAUCAACCAAUUGGUUCUUCUAGUUCAAUAUUUUCCACACUAAUCUUGUAGCAGCUUGCUAGCAUUUCACAUCAGAGUCCUUACCUGGAUAUAUCAAAGUUUGAACCCAAGUCGCCCGAGGAUGAGAAGGGCAAUAUACAAAUGCAGUAAAUAAAUAGUAAUAAAUAAUGAACCUGGGACCUUCUGUGUGCAAAGGAUGUGCUCUACCGUUGAGCAACCUACUCCCCCCUCCUUUCCAAUUGUUAAUGAAGGUGGUGAUGUAAUGAACCAGAUCUAGAUAUUCAUUCUGUUGGCAGUGUGCACCUUUUUCAGUAAAGUCUACCCCACUUUGACUGUUCAUACUGGUCCUUGAGACAGAAGUCUCAGUCCCCUCCCUUUCUCUGCCUGAGCCCCAAGACUGUAGCUAAGAACAGAGUUUUCUCACUGAUCCGAAUUAUUCUUUUUAUCUCCCCCCCCCCCAUAUUAAGAAUAAAUUAAGACCCCAGUUCCAUGUCCAAGAAGCAAAAUAUUAUGUAUUUGGAAAUACAAUUUGAGCUACUCAAAAGGAUAGGGAAGGAUGGGGAUUUCACCAGAAAUAUUAUUUUUGUAAUACACAUUUGAUGAAUGGUGUAACUUUGUAAAAUAAAUACAACAACUAAAAUACAAGAA